Messenger RNA from Physeter macrocephalus (sperm whale), 10590 nucleotides. It is a transcript of the gene ZNF629, whose product is annotated as zinc finger protein 629. Gene Ontology annotation, biological process: regulation of transcription by RNA polymerase II. Lineage: Eukaryota; Metazoa; Chordata; Mammalia; Artiodactyla; Physeteridae. The coding region runs from base 4618 to 7227 and encodes 869 amino acids. Gene Ontology annotation, molecular function: DNA-binding transcription factor activity, RNA polymerase II-specific; RNA polymerase II cis-regulatory region sequence-specific DNA binding. The record is from RefSeq and is a predicted model, not a curated record. The transcript is spliced from 8 exons.
UUUUCAGUAAUACCAGUCAGAUGUUCCCUCUUGCCUUGGAUACUCUCCCAGAUAGCCCACUGGCAAACCGUCUUGCCUCCUUCAGUUCUUUGUUCAGAUCUCACUUUUGCACUGGUGUCCAACCUGGCCACCUCGUUAAUGAUGCAACCUGCUCCAUCUUACCUUGCUCUACUUUUUUGGGGGGGAGGGGGUGUUAUUCAUCUUUUUAUUGUUAAAUUGUAAGAAUUCAUUAUUUAUUAUGACUCCAGGUCCCUUCAGAUAUAUGAGUUCCAAACAUUUUCUCCCAUUCUGUAGGUUGCCUUUUCGCUUUUUUAAAAAAAAUUUUUUUGGCCGGGCAGCACGUGGGAUCUUAGUUCCCCGACCAGGGAUCAAACCCGCACCCUCUGUGUUGGCAGCGCGGAGUCUUAACCACUAGACCGCCAGGGAAGUCCCCCCUUGCUCUACCUUUUUUUUCCCCCACAGCCUUGUCCCAUCUUCUAACACACUACGUAAGGUAUGAUCUCCCCUCGUUAGAAUACAGCCUCCAAGAAGGCAAUAAUCAGGUUUGCUCACUGAGCCCAAGCACCUAGACCAGUGUCUGGCACCCAGCAGGCGCUCAAUAAAUGUUCAAUUUAAACAUUAAAUGCUUGUAUUCCUCGCAAUACUACCACCGAGAAGUAUAACUAACAAUAUCGGAUGGUUUUUGGUCUCCCACUACUUUCGCCCACACCUAGGAGAGCUACUUCGAAUUGGAAACACAGAAUUUUCAGUUCACCAAAGCUCUUUCUCUGCUCAGCUUCUCCAAAGUGUAUGUCCCAGGUUCACGGUUUCCAACCUGGGCGAGGUGCCACUCCCCAGCCCCAGGGUCACGCCAGUGAUUGUACCCGACUCAUCCACCCAACCAAUCAAAAAUCGCCGUCCUUUUUUUUCUCUUGCCCCAGUAAAGGAUUUCACUUUCCGAUUGGUUGUGCCAAGAGGGGUGGGACGAAGCAAUUUUGGUAAGGGAGGGGUUCUACUCUAGGGCGGUUGCCUAGGUCAUCGCCCGGCUUUCCGGAAGCUGAGAAAAAUGGGCGUAGCGAGCACACCCCGCCCUUAUUCACGAUCCGGCUUGCGAUUGGUCCGCAGCUUGCGGGCCACGCCCCCAACCCGGACUCGCGCCGCGCCCCAAACGGUCCGUUGCUCCCGGCCGGGUUACGAGGAGAUCCUGAAGGCUCCUCCGUGGGAAGGGGACCUCAAAGGCCAGGACACCUGAGCCCCGCCCCGACGCAAGUAGAGGUGCCUCUGCCGGCCUGUUUCCUCAUCUUGGCGUGAAGGGACUGGACUAGAUGUUCCCCAAGGUCCCUUCUAGUAUUCCUUCCUAGCUAUGAAACAGCCCAGCAGUUCCAGGAAUGGAGGAAGAGUCUAGGGUGGCACCUAAAAAUGAAAUACGGACUGUAAACAGAUACGGAAAAGGCUGACUGCCUGCCGCUCAGGAGAUGAUGCUGGAGAGGAGGUGGAAUAAUCUUUAACCCCCUCAUUUUACAGAAGAAAAAACUUUGAGAAGAGCUGAGUCAGGCUGAUAAUGGGAAGAACCAGGUUUCCUGACUGGACUCCAUGAUUGGUCCCUUUACACUUUACAGUGUUGGCAAAGAGAAGGCAUAACUGUAUUAAAACAGGUUAAAAAAACUGUUCACAGAAAUAAAAGCAGACUAUGUAAUCUGGAGCACUUCCCACUUUCAUUUACUUAGGAUUCCUCUCCUCCUGACAUUUGGGGUGACUAACAAAGAAGAAACAGCACUAAAAAAUAAAACAGAAGCAAGUUAUUUCCCUCUUCUGCUUUUCCUCUGUCACCUUUGUCUCCUUGGAAGAGCUUCUCAACUUCUAACGUUCCAAACCCACCUUUGUAAGACUCUUCAGUGGUCACCCACCCACCUUCCAAAAAAAAAAGGGGGGAAGAAAAAAAAAGCCAACUAAAACCGAAACCAAAGUGGGCCAUUUAUACAAAAUGUCCAGCCUAGGCAAAUCUACAGAGACAGAAGUACAUUAGUUCUGCGUGUUUAAUCUUCUCACUCUUAGGGGAUCUGGGCCAUCUGGCCCUGCAGAUGUUUCCUGAAUCUCCAAAUGUGUCACCUCCAGGGUUGCCUGCCUCCUGCUCCUGCCACCCCUUCACAUUCUGCAAGGCUUCAUGUAAUAGAAGGAAGCAUGCUAGUUCCCCUGACCACCUGCUCACCCCCUCCUCUGCCACCUCAUUUCUUGGCCACUCUGGAUGGCGCUGGGAUAAAGAAAGGAAGGACAGACAAGGCAGAAUAGAGAGCCUCAGAUGUUUGGAAGGAGCACAGUGCUACGCUCAGAAGCCCUGGAAUCAACGCACGUGGACUUAGCUCCUGGCCAGCCUGUUACUAUGUGGCCUUAGGUGCAGCGGAGACAGCAGUGACUACAAGAGGCCGGGCCCCCGCCCUGAUGGAGCUGAGCUUAACCCCUGUGUGUGCGGGAGCGGAGCGGAAGGCAGUGCCAGAGGUGAUACAUGCUUUGAGAAACAGAGCUGGGGAAGGGGGACCAGGAGAAGCAAAGGCCCUGAGGCGAGACUGAGGUGUCAAAGGUGACAGAAGCCAAGGAUAAGAUGGAGAUAUGCCUGCUAGGGAAGGUGGAAGGAGACAGCUCUGAUAAGGAGCAGAGGCGGGGCCAGCAGGGCCUCUUCUGCUGGCCACACUCUCUAAACCGCAGAUGUAGGCCCAGAGGAGUUGUGUCCCCUUAGCAAUUUCUGACAGUUCGUUCCUCCCCUCGCUCCCUCACAUCUCUGGACAGAUAGCCCUUUUCACAUUCUCCUUGUGAAUGUGAUUUGUAAUUCCUUUGCGUUUAUCACACACACACAAACACACACAGUCAAACCUCUUGAGUUCUUGAGGGUAGGGAGCCCAAUUUUUGUUCAGCUCCGAGGUCUCCCUGCUGUUCUGUUCCCCACGGUGCCCAGAAAUAGUAGGCUCCCAUAUACCAAUGUGUUAAACUGAAAUAACGGCAUGGUCUUAAGCACCUUCCCUCACUUCUCACACCUUAGUUUCCUCUCCUGUAAAAUGGGGAUAAUCAUUGAUUGUGGUGAGGAGGAAAAGAGAAAAAGGCUAUAAAAAUUGGGGGCCUAGAUAACCUGGACUUGAGGCCACCAGGGUUUUUCUCUUGCUCUCAGCUGGGUGCCCCUGGAGCUACUGGGAAACGUUCUUGCCCUCCUCCCUCCUGCCACCACGGGGCCUCAGUUUCCUCCUCUGAGGGGAGCUAACUGGGGAAGAGGGGCCAGCACACACUUCCCAGUGAGGCUGGGGCUAGGGACACAGGCUGCCACAAAUCUCUCCUGGCUGCGCUGGUCCCCUCAGCCCAAAUGCUUGUUGCUGUGACUUCUUAUUUCACAUAAGCCAUUUUUGGUCUGUAGGAUGUUCCGUCUCCAGGUCUGUCCUGCCAGCCCUGGCUCCCACCCCACAAUCCAGGCAUCCAGGACCCAUGCCUGGGUCUGAGUCCCAACAAAGGCAGGCCCCGGAGACCAGCAGCCAACGAAUCUGAGAUAGGGCUUUCUGGGAGCGGCAGGCGGAGCCCCUGUGAAAUGGAGGGUGGCCAGAAAUCCGGAGCCCCCCAGAGAACUGGCUUCCACUGGAGGCGGAGAGAGGGCCGUCGUCUCAGCCACCUCCCUGCUUCCCCGUCCUCUUCUUCUCCCAGGCUGUGGGAGGCAAAGGGUUAAAUCCCAUAGAGCUGAUGAUCUGACUCCAGGCUAGAGGGGCCCGGGAAGCUGGGGUCACUUCCUGCUCCGUCCCAGUCACCCUGAACUGGUCCCCGGGUCCUCAGCCUGGGAUCACCCCUUGAGAAGGACCCCAGAGUCCUCGGCAUCUAGCCCGCCCCCCGAGGCAGGGCAUUCAAGGGGUUAAGUCCCCUGGGGCUGGAUUCUGCCUUCCGGCCUUUCCCAGACCCCAGAGCCGUAGUUGCUGCAGAAGCCCCCGAUGGCUUUAAACUGCCCCCUCUCCCUACCUCUGGCCCAAGCUUCGACCUUCUUUCUGUGCUUGGAUAACGGGAAAGUGCCCCAGUCUUUUGGAGGGCCCUGUCCCCUCAGGGAAAUCAGGGUGGUUGCUUUCUUUUUUUAAUUCUUUAAGUGUUCCAGGCAGUCUUGGUUGUCUACGGGGCUCAUAAGGAAAGUUUAUUGGUCCCAAUUAGCAGCCCCAUUAAGGAGGAAAAUUAGAGUCUUUAAUGAACUUCCUCUGAUUAGCAAAAUAACAGGUUUCCCAGCCUCUGGGCAUCAGAGGGGUAGGGUGGAGAGCCUGCUUCCCCUGUGGGUGUCAGAUAAUACCUCUCCAGCCCCCAGUCUGGGUUCAAAGGGUUAUGACUGAUGAGCUUUUAAUUACACUCUUAAAUUCACCUACUUGCUUAGUUGUGAUCUUAAGAUCUGGAGCAGGAAUCUGGCCUGCGGGGGCCGGGGGUGGGGGGCGCGGUGAGAACUGAUGCCCAGAAAAAUGGGGAGGUGGGAGACUGCAGUUCAGAUGAGGAGAAAUAGGGGCUGGGGGUGGGCAGGUGGGGGAGUGGGGCUGGGGGAGUAAAGGAAGGCGGGAGGUCAGCUCCCAUGGUGUGCUCUCUCCCCUCCCCUCCCCAGGGUCCCUGGAGCACUGGGCAGUCCUGAGUUCUGGGAUGGAGCCCGAGGCAGCGCUGUGGGGCCCUGAUCUGCAGGGUCCUGAGCUGAGCCCCGACGAUGCUCAUCGAGGUGCCGACAGUGGGAACGAAGAGGAGAGCCCUCAGCAGGAAAGUUCUGGGGAGGAGGAGGUCAUCUUGGGAGAUCCAUCUCAGAGUCCAGAAUUCAAGGACCCACCAGAGAUGCCCCUGGAGACACCCUCCCAGGAUCCCUCAGUCCCCCAGGACCCCCCGGCCCCGCUGGGUCACUCCAACCCCUCAGACCACCAGACCCCUCUGGACCCCCCCACCCCCGAGGUAGUCCCGACCCCGUCUGACUGGACCAAGGCCUGUGAGGCCAGUUGGCAGUGGGGGACUCUGACCACCUGGAACAGCCCCCCGGUGGUCGGGGCCAACGAGCCCAGCCUGCGGGAGCUGGUGCAAGGCCGCCCUUCCGGGGCCGAGAAGCCCUACAUCUGCAACGAGUGCGGCAAGAGCUUCAGCCAGUGGUCCAAGCUGCUGCGGCACCAGCGCAUCCACACAGGCGAGCGGCCCAACACCUGCUCCGAGUGCGGCAAGAGCUUCACGCAGAGCUCGCACCUGGUGCAGCACCAGCGCACGCACACGGGCGAGAAGCCCUACAAGUGCCCCGACUGCGGCAAGUGCUUCAGCUGGAGCUCCAACCUGGUGCAGCACCAGCGCACGCACACGGGCGAGAAGCCCUACAAGUGCACCGAGUGCGAGAAGGCCUUCACCCAGAGCACCAACCUCAUCAAGCACCAGCGCUCUCACACGGGCGAGAAGCCGUACAAGUGCGGCGAGUGCCGGCGGGCUUUCUACCGCAGCUCGGACCUCAUCCAGCACCAGGCCACCCACACGGGCGAGAAGCCCUACAAGUGCCCCGAGUGCGGCAAGCGCUUCGGCCAGAACCACAACCUCCUCAAGCACCAGAAGAUCCACGCCGGUGAGAAGCCGUACCGCUGCACCGAGUGCGGCAAGAGCUUCAUCCAGAGCUCGGAGCUGACCCAGCACCAGCGCACGCACACCGGAGAGAAGCCCUACGAGUGCCUGGAGUGCGGCAAGAGCUUCGGCCACAGCUCCACCCUCAUCAAGCACCAGCGGACUCACCUGCGCGAGGACCCGUUCAAGUGCCCGGUGUGCGGCAAGACCUUCACGCUGAGCGCCACGCUGCUGCGGCACCAGCGCACGCACACGGGCGAGCGGCCCUACAAGUGCCCCGAGUGCGGCAAGAGCUUCAGCGUCAGCUCCAACCUCAUCAAUCACCAGCGCAUCCACCGCGGCGAGCGGCCCUACAUCUGUGCCGACUGCGGCAAGAGCUUCAUCAUGAGCUCCACCCUCAUCCGCCACCAGCGCAUCCACACCGGCGAGAAGCCCUACAAGUGCUCCGAUUGCGGCAAGAGCUUCAUCCGCAGCUCCCACCUCAUCCAGCACCGGCGCACGCACACGGGCGAGAAGCCCUACAAGUGCCCCGAGUGCGGCAAGAGCUUCAGCCAGAGCUCGAACCUCAUUACGCACGUGCGCACCCACAUGGAUGAGAACCUCUUCGUGUGCUCCGACUGCGGGAAGGCCUUCUUGGAGGCGCACGAGCUGGAGCAGCAUCGAGUGAUCCAUGAAAGGGGCAAGACCCCCGCCCGAAGAGCUCAGGGCGACAGCCUCCUGGGGCUCGGGGACCCUGCCCUGCUGACCCCACCCCCUGGAGCCAAACCCCACAAGUGUCUCGUCUGCGGAAAGGGGUUCAAUGACGAGGGCAUUUUCAUGCAACAUCAGAGGAUCCAUAUCGGAGAAAACCCCUACAAAAAUUCAGACGGCCUCCCUGCACACCCCAUCCCCAAGCCGCCUCAGUUUCGACCCCCCAGGCUCCCUUUUGGAGGAAAUUCCUAUCCAGGUGCUGCGGAGGGCAGAGCUGACCCCCCAGGACAGCCCUUUAAAAUGCCUGAUGGGCAGGAGAGCUUCAGCCAAAGGCUGGGUCUGCUGUCCUCCAAGUCCUACAUCUGUUCGCACUGUGGAGAAAGCUUUCUGGAUCGCGCUGUGCUCCUCCAACAUCAGCUCACCCACGGCAACGAAAAGCCCUUCCUCUUUCCUGAUUAUAGGAUUGGCCUAGGGGAAGGGGCAGGGCCCAGUCCCUUCCUAAGUGGAAAGCCCUUUAAAUGCCCCGAAUGCAAAAAAAGCUUUGGCCUCAGCUCUGAGCUGCUGCUGCACCAGAAAGUCCACGCUGGCGGGAAACCCCAGAAGAGUCCGGAGCUGGGGAAGAGCUCUUCGGUCCUCCUGGAGCACCUCAGGAGCCCGCUGGGGGCCAGACCCUACAGCUGCUCAGAUUGUGGGGCCUCCUUCCUCGAUCGCCUAGCCCUCAUCCGGCACCAGGAGACCCAUACCCAAGAAAAGUCCCCCAAACCUGAGGACCCCCUCCCAGAGCCAGCCACCCUGUCCACAAGCCAGGAAAGUGAGGAGGAAGCCCCCAUCCCCACAGAGAGCAGCAGCCACAGGGAAGGGGGAAGCCCCAAAACCCUUUUGGAAGAAAAGCCCUAUUUGUGCCCCGAGUGUGGAGACGGCUUCACAGAAGUCGCAGCCCUCCUCCUCCAUAGGAGCUGCCACCCAGGGGUCACCCUGUGAAAUGGGUCUGGAGACCAGGGGCCUCUCUCUCCUGAGAGGAACACUGGAUCUCCCCAAAAAUUAUGUGGGGAAAGGAGGAAACCUCUAUCAGAUUGGAGAGAGGCAGAGGAUAAAGAACGGUGGCUAAAAAUAGUGCUUUUACAUCACUGAUGAGAAACCCUUUAAAAUUGUUGGUGGGAACCACUUAUAAGGCAGUAGAGAAAAACUGUUGGGUUAGAAACCCUAUAAAUACGUAGGAAAAAAAAGCCCUUUAAGUCUGUAGCAGAAAAACCCUAUAAACCAUAGUGGAUAAAAGCCCUAUUAAUUGUAGGAAGAGGUCCCAAUAUGUCUCUACACAACCCUAUAAAACUGUAUUGAAAUCCUGGUGAAACUAUAGGGUCAGGGAAGUGCAGGGAAUAUGACAAUGGCGUUGACUUGGGAGGAGUGACCCUUAGAAGGUGUGGAAGAACCUCCCGUGAACUUGCUCCACAGCAUUCUCUCCCCUUGGAGUAUGGGAGGGAACCUCUCUCCCAGAGCCGUGGACAAUUACACUGAGGAAACUGCUCGUCUGGGGAGGAGCGCGGGAAUGGGGUGGAACCAGAAAAGGAAGAAAACAGAGGAGAAAAAUAAGUGAUGAGGAGCUCUCAGAUCCACAGAGGAGAAAUGCCCCAGGAACUAGGAAGAGAAGGUGUAGCUCAGGACACUGGGGGUUCCUCGGGGUACGAGGGCAGUCUUAGGUGAUUGUGUGUGUGAAAGGAAGAGACCCAUGGAAUUCCUGAUCAGAAAGAACCCAAAAAUGGGGAAGGAAAAAAAAUAUCCAGCCUUUUUAAAGGCUGAAGUUUGGGGUGCAUAAAAGCUUUAAGUAUAAGGAGACCACAAAAAUUGGGGAGGAAGAGUAGGGGGUUUGCUAGAGUGCUUUGAGGAAAGCAGACCGAGGUGGAGAAACUGUUCCGAUGGAACCCAACAAACUCCAGGCUGCCCGGUCUUCCCUGUCUCCAGGAGCUUGUUAAACUGCAAGUACAAGCAGAUUCCAGCUCAGGCCAUCAGGGUUCCCCCCACCCCCAAAGCAGGCAGGACUCCCCUCUCCCCAGCCCAGCUGGGGACGUCUACUCUCAGAGGCCUCCAGGGAUGGAGGGUCCCUCCUGCCACGUUCUCAGGUCUCACUGUCAGGAGGCUUCUCCUGAAAUCUAACUGCCACCAGUCCUGCUGCAGUGGCAGCCCGUUUCCUCAAAUUCUGUCCUCAGUCGGAGAGGGAGAACCGCUGCUAGUCGACCUCCAAAGAAUAAAGCCCUUCAGAGACUCAAGGCCUGUGUGUGGUUAAAUCCUGCCCAGACUCCUCCAAGUCAAGAGAGCUAUGUGUGGGCUCCCUGUGGCAACGAGGGACAGCAAGCUGACGGAAUAGAGAGCUUUGAUUAGCCAGCAACCUGAUUUUAAACCUCACCCUUUCAUCUGAGCUGUUAGCAAGGCUGCUGGCAGGACAAGCCAGCCUGCACACCGUGAUGGGUGUCCAAACACCCCACAGGCUGGACCGUGGGUCCCUGAGGAGCAUAUGGAGACCUGACCACCCGACCACCUCAGCCUGGUACCCGGAGCCCUCUGAGGCUGUUAACAACCCAGCCCGACUGUGGGCUUGCAAAGGGACAGAUUCCACCCACUUGGCUCCUUUCCUCCUUAGCCAGAAACCUUCAGAGGCAAACGAAAGGAUGAGAAACACACUCCCUGGCCAGGCUUGUCUCCAGUCCUCACACACCGCACACAGUGACAUACUCUCAUUAACCCAGCCAAACCCGCUCACGUGACUGGGAGUGUGUGGCAGGGGAAACAGACUGUUUUCUUCUAAAAUGGUUGGAGAGAGAAAACUCUUGAAACAUCCGUAACAAGAACCCCAUCCCCUAACCCUGGAGACCCUUAAAGAAGGAGAGGACUCCGUCCAGUGCUGGGUUCAAAGGAAGUGCCCACCCACUGACCCCACGCUGGCCCCACUAACGCGCUGUGGUCCUGAAGUAAGAUGACCGAGAUGCCAGGUGAGGAGUCACAUCCCCGGAGAGGGUGACCCAGCUUCCUACCAACCUGUGGAAGAGACCUGUGAUUCCACUACCUAGAAGUUCAAAAGGUGAAAGUCCUUCACCCUUCGUCUGUCCUGUUCCCAAAGGGAUGACCCUCAAAUUCAAAGAUCAAAAUCUAGAACGCUGUAGGAGGAAAAAGCGAGGCCUGCUGGGGAGAAGGAAAAGGCAGGCCUUGGAUGACUACGGGGAGACCCUUCUUAACAUCUGCAUAAAGCCCCACCCCACCCAAGUGCCAGGUCAGAGAGUACCACCAAGAGGGGAGAAGAAGGCUGCCUGCCUCUACUGACAGCAUGGACCAAGGGGGUGUCCCUCUGAGACUGAGGAAGAGGAGACGAUUCUCCACGCAGGUUUUUUUCCCUGUAAGAUGGCAGCAGAAAGAAACUUCAGUUGUAGAGACAAACCCCUUGUAAAGCUAGAAGCAGAUCCUCUCAGAAACAGGUCUGAGGAAUGUGUCUCCAGAAGGGUCCCGGAGAGCCCUUGGGGCUCCAGGGUCAGUCCAGGGGAAGACGGUCAGUGUGGUCAAAGGCCGACUGAAGGCCAAUUGAGGACUAGGGUGUAGCAUACGUAGUAGGAUGCUCGCAUGUUGUAGGGUGAGGGCCAGGGGUCUUGGCUCCGGUACUGGAUGGAUGAUGUGGACACAAUUAGUUGGGGUCUGGGGUUUCAUAGCAAGAAAGGGGGCAGAGUCAGAGACCUUUGGGGUGUGACCUGUUCUCUGUUGCCCACCUCCCCAGACUCUUUUAGCUGGGUACUUUCCUCCCAGAGCAAGCUACAUCUUGGGAGGAACUAAACAGGGAACAGGCUGGGGGAGGUGGCAGUGUCGAGUCCCUCUGACCAGCUCAGGCCAAGGCCCAGGGGUCGUGGCACUUUCCCACCAGAACUGGGUCAGGAAGGCAGAGUGUAGCCAAACCCUCUCGUUCAACUCCACGCAAGCCUGACUCUUAAGAAGUGCCCUCGUGGAGGAGUGCGACACAGGGUCACAGCGUCAUUGGUGAAAGCAGAGGGGAGAAUAGAAACUGAUCUGAGCUUAGGCUGAAACUUGAAACUGCUAUGGAUAUGGAGGUCAGAAGGGGGCAUGGGCAUGCAUCCUGAAUGGUGGGGCAACUCGAAACCAUCACAACCAAGAGGUGGGUUCCAUGGCACCCGCCCCUCAGGUGAGCAGCCCUGACUCCUUUGCGCCCCCGUGAGGGAAGCCCCACUCACCUGACUCGUCCCCCUGGAGUGAAGAGAGGCCCCACUUUUGAGUGUUGUGUGUCAAUAACAGUGUUGUGUCACUGGUGGUCAUGUUGAUUAGUUGAAGAGAAUAAAGGGAGUAAGAUUC